This is a messenger RNA of Panonychus citri (citrus red mite), 4674 nucleotides long. Its product is annotated as prestin-like. The record is from RefSeq and is a predicted model, not a curated record. Gene Ontology annotation, cellular component: membrane. Lineage: Eukaryota; Metazoa; Arthropoda; Arachnida; Trombidiformes; Tetranychidae. Gene Ontology annotation, biological process: transmembrane transport. Gene Ontology annotation, molecular function: oxalate transmembrane transporter activity; sulfate transmembrane transporter activity; chloride transmembrane transporter activity. The coding region runs from base 297 to 2669 and encodes 790 amino acids. The transcript is spliced from 11 exons.
UUCCAGGCUGAUUAUCAUCAUUCAACCUGAGCCUUUGGAAUCAAUCACAAUCAUAAUUGUUGAUUUCUCUUAAUAAUAUUUUCUUAUUCUCUUUUUUCCCUAUUGAUUAAGCCCUUCCACGAACAAUUAAAUUUAAUUCAGUGUAACAGUGACUCUCGAUUUCGAUCUCUUUCUCUCUCUCUCUAUGUGUAUGUCUCCAUGUAUCUUCACCAGUAAUUCAUUUUGAUUUAUUAAUCAAGUUCAAGUUCGUUGGAUAAUCAUUGAUAAUCUUUCGGUACAAUUACCGCUGCCAUCAAAUGAGUAGACGAAAACCUAUUGACCCAGGUCAUGUUAACCUGGGCGUCGAUAUGGAUCCACAUGGUGAAAGUGAUAACGGUAAAUGUCAAACCAAUUCGAUGCCUCCAAGUCCUCGAUUGAAUAUAAAUCGAGUCGCUUAUUCAGUUCGUGAUUUUCAUGAGGAGUUUGAAGUCGUCGAACCGGCAAAAAAGACCUUACAAUAUAAAGUAUCUCGACAUUUCCUUGGUGCUUUUACUUGUUCAACCAGCGAGUUUAUCGAAAGUGCUUUUCCAAUAGUUAAUUGGAUACGAAAUUACAAUUUAAAACAAUCACUUCUCGCUGAUAUAAUUGCUGGAGUCACUGUUGCAAUAUUUCAAGCCCCUCAAAGUAUGGGUUAUAGUUUAAUUGCUCAUGUACCUCCAGUCCAUGGGCUCUACACUGCCUUGUUCCCAAUGGUUAUGUAUACAAUUUUUGGAACCUCAAGACAUUCAUCAAUCGGUGCAUUUGCAAUUGUUUCCGGAGUGAUGACGGGAAAUGUGAUUGUCCAAGUGAUGGAGAGCCAUGGGGUCAGUUUAGCGCAAAUUGAAGCGGGUACUUCGAGUAAACCAUUGGUAACGGAAGCGACAAUCGAAACGACGACAAUGAUGGCGACAACCGAGUUUACAUCAUCAUCAUCGAUAGCGAAUAAUUUUGUCAAUAGUCAAACCGGUACUCAGACUGUUGACUUUAAAACUUACGAAAUCGCUGCAGCGAUCAGCUUUAUCAUGGGUAUCAUCAUGCCGUUAGCGUCAUUCCUGCGACUUGGCUUCAUAUCGAUCUACCUAUCAGACCAAUUUUUAUCGGGCUUUACAACCGCUGCCGCACUUUACAUCUUUACAUCUCAAUUACGAUAUUUAACCGGCGUCCAUCUUCCCUAUCGAAGUGGCUACUUGGCCAUAGUUUACACGGUCUAUGAUCUAAUCAUUGAAUGGAAACAUAUCAACAUCUCCUGCUUAAUUAUCUCGGCAGUGGCCAUGGCGAUUCUACUUUUCUCAAAAAUCUAUGUCAACAAAUGGCUCUUUCGACUUGGUAUUCAAAUACCUUUUCCAAUUGAACUUUUGGUCGUAAUUGGAGCGACCGUUAUUUCAUCAAUCUUCAAUUUCCAUGGAAAUUAUAACGUUCCAAUUGUGGGUCAUAUUCAAGCAGGUUUACCUCCACCACAAGUGCCAAGGUUAAUGAUGCUUAAAAUGGUUGCCUUGAGAUCGAUUACAAUGGCACUUGUUGCAUUCACAAUCUCUUUGUCUAUUGGUAAAAUAUACGCCAGGAAACACGGUUAUCAGGUCGUCCCCAACCAGGAAUUGUUUGCUAUUGGUGCUGCUAAUUUAUUCGGCUCAUUAUUCUCGUGUUUACCUGCCGCUGCAUCGCUACCACGAAGUGCGACUCAAGAAGCUGCCGGAGGCAAAACUCAGCUGGUCAGUGCGAUCAAUUGUGUUCUCAUCCUUUUGGUUCUCAUGUAUCUAAGUCCACUUCUUGACCAACUACCUAAUUGUAUUUUGGCCUCAAUCAUUGCCGUUGCUUUAAGAGGGCUACUUGCUGAAUCGAGACAGUUUCACAUGUAUUGGAAAAUAUCAAAACUAGAUGGCGCUGUUUGGAUGAUGACAUUUCUCUCAGUCAUCAUUUUGGAUGUCGAUUAUGGACUUUACUUUAGUUUGGCCUGUUCGCUUCUUAUUUUGAUCUACAAAUCGUCAAGACCCAAAACUUAUUUACUUGGACCAAUCAACGAAACCGAUGUUUACGUACCUGUGAAAAAGUAUGUUGCCGCGAAUGACAUUCAUGGUAUUAAAAUCUAUCAAUUCUGUGGACCUUUGCACUUUGCGAGUCUCGAGUUUUUCCGUACUGACAUGAUGAAAAAGAUCGGGGUCAAUCUAAGUGAACUUUUUGAACUUCGAAAGCACAAAUUUCCGGAUACUCGUCGGCGAUCAAAAAAGGACAUUCGAUCACUCGACAGUCAAAUCGAGCUGAUGACCAAUCCAAACUGGGCUCAAGUGGUCAACCAAUGUCGAAUUGUUAUCGUGGACUGUUCAAUGCUUUCCUACAUUGACUCAAACGGUGUAACUGGACUUAAAUUAACGGCCCAAGAGUUUGGUCAAGUUGGAAUUAGAUUUUUCCUGGCCGGUUGUGCACCUCACGUUAUCCAAAUGCUAUCGAAAGAUCAUUUCUUCCAGGAAGUUGGACAAAACAACGUAUUCAUAUCGGUUCACGAUGCAGUUCUAGUGGCCAACAAUUACCUUGACACCAAUGGUUCAGAAUCUAAAAUACAAAACACCCCAAUAGUAAUCGAGCCCCUUUCAACCAACGAUAAACGUCCCACCGGAGGUACUAAGGUACCAACCGAAGGUCGUAAAAUUUUUUAACCCAAAACUAACGAAACCCAAAUAUCGGGUCAACAUUUUACCAGAAAAUAACUUUCAUAUAUUACUAAAAGUUAACAUAUUACCUGAACAAUAUAUUGAUAAUCUAAAUCAAAUUUACUCUCUUAAUCCAAUUGUUUACCAAUUCAUUUUCAUAUACAAUUGUAUAACCAAAGGUUAACCUCAUGGUAAAUGUUAAUUUAUUAAAUAUCCAGUUAAUUGUUUAAAAUCAUCUCAGCAUUUUCCUCUACACAAAUUCACUGAUUCUUUCAAUUGGAUCACAAUUAGUUUAUCUUAACUUGGAAAAGUACAUGAUAAAAGUAAAUUAUUAUUAUUCAUCUAAUUUGAUUUACUUCUCAACAAUUUAAAUCUGAACAAUUGUGAAAAUCUAUGAGACUACAAAGGUAAAUUGUUACCAAUAUGCUGACGGCAAUUUAGUUGAUUGUAUUAAGAUGCUCAGAAAUCAGUAACUACCCUGUGGGUUUAAAUGCUAAGUGGGUGAGGAGGAUAAAGUAAACAUGAUUUAAUAAUGGAGAUGAUUAAGGUUAACAAUUGAAAUCGUGUCUUAUUUAAGAUUGAGAAAAGUGAUUAUAAUGAUCAAGUUUAAAUACUUUAAAAAGAUGAUGGAGAUUAACGUUUCCAUCAUUGGAUUAAACAAUCAAAUAAUCUGAUUGUGAUCAAUAAUCUCACCAUAUUGAUUUAAUCUCGAGAAAUUGACUUGUUCAACUUAAUCAUUUUGAUCUUGAAAAGUAAUUAACUUAAGUUGAUCAUUUAAUGAGUGAACAAAAAAAUCAAUCUCAUUGAAAAAAAAAUCUUUGACAAAAUCUAAUAGACUCUUGAAGAUUUAAUUGUUUCCCUGGAAAUUUAAAAUUGAUUGUUGAUCAUUUAUCUUGCGAUUUAAAAGAUUAACCCUGAAAAAUGAACAUUUAUAUCAAAUUGUAAAUUAAAUCACAAAGAAUCAACAAUUCUAGCCAAUAAUAAUAUCCUAAUCUCCUUGAUUGAUUUAAUCUCAUCAUUGAUUAUAAACAAUCAACCUUACUAGUAGAUUUGGGGUAAAUUCAACAAAUGAUAAUGAAAAUAAUAUCUGAAAUUUGAUGUGAUUAAAUUAAGUGAAAAAUUUGAUAGCAGUGACGGAAUCGAAUGAAUCUUUGAUUAAUCGCAAUUUAAGUCCCAAAAUUAAAGGUAAAUUCGUUGUAUAAUAAACUACAUGUAAAGCUCCGAGCAAAAGUGUUGGGAAAAAUUACCAAAACACAUUAUAAACUGUACUAAAUCAACAUGAUUAGGUUAAGAAUUAAAAAAUCAGAAAUCGAAAGCACAUGAAUUUUUGUAUCUGAAAAUCAAGUUUUAUAUUAAUAGUUGUCUCAAGUAAAGUGAUAUGGUUUGGUUUCGGAGUUUUUAAGCAAACUAAUUAUCCGAUUUGUUUAAUAGAUUAAUGUAAGGGAGGUAAAAAUACUGAAUUCGAGUCUCCGCCUUGAGUGUCGUUUUUGCUUAUAACCGAAAUGUUUAGAUGGUUGAAAGUAUCAGUUCGUGUUAACAGUCAACCAACAAACAACAAUCAAAUCAAUUGUUUAUUUGUGAAUCAACAAACAAUCAACAACUAAUAAUCAAAAUGAAAGUUUUCGCUAUUGUCGCUCUUUUCGUUAUCCUCGCUGUUUCCGCUGCCAUGGCUUACGAGAAGGACAAUCACUGGGGUGGUCAUCACCAACACGGAAAAGUUGGAUACAAAGUUGAUGUCCACCAUGGUGGUUGGGGAAAACACGACAAGGGAUGGACUGAACUUUACGAUUCCCGAGACAAAACCACUGGAUGGAAAUCACAUGGUCAUGAUAACGGUUACGGUUCUGGUCAUGGUCAUGGUCAUAAUAACGGGUGGAAAAACUAAGAAGUUUUAACUCAAUCUGAUUAAUUUAUUCUGUUCAUUCACUUUAUUUAUAUUCUAUGAUAAAUUAAAACUGUAAAUUGAAGAAAUAUCAACUUGAUUUUUACGAAUAAAUUGCUUUUCAAUGAA